Lasiosphaeria miniovina is the source of this 7689-nucleotide messenger RNA. RefSeq lists its product as uncharacterized. The record is from RefSeq and is a predicted model, not a curated record. Bases 1 to 7689 code for a protein of 2562 amino acids. The transcript has a single exon. Gene Ontology annotation, biological process: fatty acid biosynthetic process; secondary metabolite biosynthetic process. Lineage: Eukaryota; Fungi; Ascomycota; Sordariomycetes; Sordariales; Lasiosphaeriaceae. Gene Ontology annotation, molecular function: 3-oxoacyl-[acyl-carrier-protein] synthase activity; phosphopantetheine binding; fatty acid synthase activity.
AUGUCGUCGUACAAGAACCCCUUGGCGGAGCCCAUCGCCAUUGUCGGCAGCAGCUGCCGCUUUGCCGGCGAUGUCGCAAAUCCGCAUAGCCUCUGGAAGCUCCUUGCUAAUCCCGCCGACCUGUCUCGCGAGAUCCCGCCCGAGCGGUUCAAUAUCAAGGCCUUCUACCACCCGGACGCCGAGUACCACGGCACGACGGACUCGCCCAAGGCAUACUUCCUUGACCAAGACCACCGCGUCUUUGACGCCACCUUCUUCAACAUCACGCCCAAAGAGGCCGAGGCCAUUGACCCCCAGCAGCGGCUCCUGCUCGAGGUCGUGUACGAGGCUCUCGAGUCGGCCGGCUACACUCUCAAGGACUAUGCCGGUGCCGACGUCGGUGUCUUUUCCGGACUCAUGACCUCUGACUACGACACGCUUUCGCAGCGCGACGAUCUCACGGCUAGCAAGUACUAUGCAACUGGAAAUUCCCGCGCCGUAGUCUCGAACCGCGUCUCGUACUUCUUCAAUUUCAAUGGUCCCUCAAUGACCAUUGACACGGCUUGCUCUUCGAGUCUUGUUGCACUCCACCAGGCAAUGCUCAGCCUUCGGUCUGGCGAGACGGGCAUGGCUUGCGUCACGGGUGUCAACCUCAUCAUCACGCCCGAGCAGUUUGUUGUCGAGUCCAACCUGCAUAUGCUGAGCCCCACGGGCCACUGCCGCAUGUGGGAUGCCCAAGCCAACGGCUAUGCUAGAGGCGAGGGUGUCGCUGCUGUCUUUCUCAAGCGCCUGAGCCAAGCCAUCGCAGACGGCGAUCAUAUCGAGGCCGUCAUUCGCGAGACGGGCGUCAACUCGGACGGCCGCAGCAAGGGCAUCACCAUGCCCAACUGGGAAGCCCAGGCCCGCCUCAUCAAGGACGUGUAUCGCCGCGCUGGCCUCGACCCCACGGUCCCCGAGGACCGCUGCCAGUACUUCGAGGCCCACGGCACCGGCACCCGCGCCGGCGACCCCAACGAAGCGAGGGCCAUUGAGGAAGCUUUCUUCGGCUCCAACACGACGCUAGUUCGGCCUCACACUGCCACAGCGUCCCAGAAGCUGCUGGUGGGCUCAGUCAAGACUGUCAUUGGCCACACGGAGGGCGCUGCCGGCCUGGCGGGACUGCUCAAGGUGGUCCAGGCCAUGGAGCACGGCUCGGUGCCCCCCAACCUCCACCUGGAUAAGCUCAAUGCCGACGUUGAGCAGUACUCGUCACACCUGCAGAUCCCGACCAGCCUGGUGUCAUGGCCUCAUGUCCACGACGGCCUGCCCAAGCGUGCCAGCGUCAACUCGUUCGGCUUCGGCGGCACCAACGCUCACGCCAUCGUCGAGCAGUACAUGCCAGACCUGCACAUGAAGGUCGCUUGCCAGUUCCGCCCCAAUCUGGAGGCUCCCGCCGACAUUGACCGGCCGGUCCACUGCAACCACCCCAGCACGGUCUCGCUGCCCCUGGUGCUCUCGGCGACCUCGCAAAAGUCGCUGGCCGCAGUGGCUCGCGAGUACCGCGACUAUCUCCGCCAAGACCCGCACUCGCAUUUCGAGGCCGCGGCCUGGCACGCCUAUGCCCGGCGCACUGCGUUCCCCUUCCGACAUGCCGUUUCGGGCGGCUCGACAGCCGAAGUGGCGGACAAGCUCGACAAGAUCGUGGCAAGUUCGGCCAAGAAUGCCAGUGUCGCGCUCGGCGUUCGCGCUCGCCCCGAAGACGAGCAGCCUCGCAUCCUCGGCAUCUUCACAGGCCAGGGAGCCCAGUGGGCGACAAUGUCUCGCGGACUGCUGAGAACCAGCCAGGUCUUUGCCAUGACGAUUCGAAGCAUGGAUAACGUCCUCCAGAAUUGCCCUCACCCGCCCUCGUGGUCGCUCGAGCAGGAGAUUCUGGCAGACCAGGACCUGUCGCGUGUCAGCGUCGCCGCAAUUUCUCAGCCCCUUUGCACGGCCGUCCAGGUCGGCCUCGUCAACAUUAUGCGGACGCUCGACAUCCACUUCCACACGGUUGUCGGACACUCGUCUGGCGAAAUCGGGGCGGCAUACGCGGCGGGCAAGAUCACGUCUCGCGAGGCCAUCCUCAUCGCCUACUACCGCGGCUUGACUGCUAGCCUUGCCCAGAGCUCCAGAGGAGUCAAGGGCGCCAUGCUUGCCACGUCGAUGACAAAGGAAGAGGCAGCCGAGCUGUGUGCCAACAAGAGCUACUGCCACGGCGUGUGCCUGGCUGCCAGCAACGCGCCCUCGAGCGUGACCCUUUCGGGCGACAUCGACAUGGUGGAGCUCGUCCACAAGGGUCUGACCGCGCAGUCAAAGUUUGCUCGGCUCUUGCAGGUCGACACGGCCUACCACUCGCCGCACAUGGAUGCUCCGGCUGCCAAGUAUGUCGAGUAUCUGCGGGCCUGCUCCGUUGAGCCCACCAAGGAUCACGUCCACGCGAAGUGGGUGUCGAGCGUCUACGGCUGUGGCCAGCCCGGUGACGAGGAGCUGAGGGCGGAUUACUGGUGCGACAACAUGACCAAGCCCGUUCUCUUCUACGAGGCUGUUGGAACGGCACUUGAGCUGCACGGCCCGUUCGACUGUGUCGUCGAGAUUGGACCGCACCCGGCACUGCGAGGUCCCGUCACACAGACCUUCGAGGCCAAGACGGGCGGCACCGUGCCCUACUUUAGCCCCCUGGCCCGCGGCACGGAUGACCGCGUCGCUUUUGCAGAGUUCCUCGGCAAGAUGUGGUCGCAUUUCGAUUCUUCUCACGACCAGAUUCGCGGCUUCGUCCUUGGUUCGGUAUCACAGAACCUGGCCAACAAGCGCCAUGACGGCAUUCCUCGCUAUCCGUGGGACCACUCGCAGAUUCACUACCGCGAGUCUCGUAUCUCUCGCCAGUUCCACUUCAAGACGGACCCGCCGCACGAGCUCCUGGGAUCUCGCACCCGCGACGACAACGACCAUGAGCUGCGAUGGCGCAACAUUCUCAAGCUCGAGAAGCUUCCUUGGAUCCAAGGCCAUCGCUUCCAGGGCCAGGCCCUGCUCCCGGCUUCUGCAUACAUCGUCAUGGCCAAGGAUGCCGCACAGGCAGCGUUGGCUGGCCGCACCGUGUCUUCUAUUGAGCUCCGGGACCUCAAAUUUCCGUCGGGCAUCAUUCUCGAGCCCGACUCUCCUGGCAUCGAGACACUGUUCUCGCUGACCGUUGAGCGUACCGACCGAUCUGAGCCGACUGUUGAGGCGUCGUUUACCUUGACCUCGGCCGUGGCUGAUGGUAACAUUGCCAUGAAGAAGAACUUUAGCGGCACGCUUCUCGUCACCCUCGGCGACGCAACCCUGCACAGCCUGCCCACCCGACCGGCAAAGCAACCCGAGACCCUGUCUGCCAAUCCUGCCGCUUUCUACACCAUGAUGGCCGAGACUGGUCUUGACUACACUGGUCCCUUCCAGGGGCUCGCCAAACUCGACCGGCGAUACGACUUUGCGUCUGCGUCUCUGCUCAAGUACCACCCCGCCGACACGACGAAGCUGAGCAUUAGUCCGGCCACGCUGGAUAGCUGCCUCCAGACAGCAUUUGUUUGCGUUUCUUCGCCUGGCGACAGGGCCAUCUGGACUUCGUUUCUUCCCGAGCGGAUCGAGCGGAUCCGGUUCAACCUGGCGACGUGCGACGUGCAGUCGCCCAGCCAGAUGCUCGGCGUCGACGCGUACCUGACACAUGCCACACCCAUCACGGCGCAGAGUGCGGCCUCCUUCACGGUCGACAUUGAGAUCUACGACCAAAACGGACACAUGGAGACACAAGUCGAAGGACUCACGGUGGGCUCCUUCAGCCCGACCAAGCCCGAGGACGACUACGAGCUAUACCUGACGACAAUCACGGACAUUGACCCCGACGACGAGAUCAUCACGGCGACGCUCGAUGAUAUCCACGCGCCAGCCCCGAUGCUAGCCGAGAGCUGCGAGCGAGUUGCGUCCUUGUACAUUAACAACAUGGAGCGCCUCUGCAGUCCUCGCAUGGCCUCUCACAUGCCCUUCGGCGCCAUGCACGGCCAGUCACUGCUGAGCUUAGCCUCGUGGCCUGCAGACAAUUCCGAGUCUGUGGACAAGUUCAUCAAGGCCUCGCCGUACUUUUCUAGUCUAGACUUCAUCCGCCGCCUGGGCAGAAUCCUGCCCGACGUCCUUUCCGGCAUGCUCCCGACUAUCGUCGAAGAGGCGCACCAGCUUCGGGGUUUCCAGCUCCACGUUGCCCGAGUCGUCCAGCAGAUUGCGCACAAGUACCCUCGCAUGAACGUACUUGGACUCACGGAGCCAGAUCUCGGCCUUACCGCACAUAUUCUCAACGGUCUCGAGGAGGCUUUCUUGACGCUCCACAUUGGCGCCGAUGCCGAGCCGAAUCUCGAACAUCUCGUCUCCAUUAGCAACUCGACGCGCCAAAAGAUCAUGAUUGACAAGGUCGACUUGGACUUGGCGGAGGAGGCCAACGAUGCUACCAGACUGCCAUACGAUCUUGUAGUCGUCUCGACAUCGCUGAUCAAGCCGUCAAAUUCCCGUGACGUUCUUCGUCGUAUCCGCCGUAUGAUGUGCGACGGCGGCUUCCUGAUGCUGCUUGACAUUUCUCGGAGCCCACUCCAGGAGCGUAUUCGGCUCGUUGCAGGUGUCAAGCCCGACGACUCCGACUCGGGACGCGAGGUUCUCGACUGGGCCGACGCCCUGGACCUCUGUGGCUUUAAGGAUUUGAUUAAGGGCUCUUAUCAACACUAUCCUCCAGGAUUCACCCUCCACGUUCGCCAGGCCGAGUCCCACAAGAAGCAGCAGCUCCUCCACCCAUUCGCCCAUGCUGCCCACCAGCGCCUGACAGACAAGCUACUGAUCGUCGGAGGCAAGCAUCUGUGGACCUCGCUUAUCGUCACUGGAGUCGGCCAGGCACUCGAGCAACGCUGCGGCAGUAUUACUUCGGCCGAGAAACUCGAAGACAUGCACAUUCACUCUGCCCUCGAGUACUCGGCAGUCAUCUUGUUGAGCGACAUUGACGAGCCCGUUCUGGCAACCAUGACGGAGGCGCGCAUGGAUGUCCUCAAGGCCCUGCUCCGCCCUAGGAUGGUUAUUCUAUGGAUGGUGCACCAUGCCCGGAUUCACAACCCAGACCACGCAGCCUCGUUUGGGUUUGCCCGCACACUGGUUGCCGAGACGCCGAAUCUGAAGUUGCAGAUGUUGAAUCUCGAGACGAUCGACACGGUUCCGGCCGUGAAUGCGGUCUCGGAGUCGUUUGCCAGCCUGGCAUUGCAGUCUCUGGUCGACGAGGCCGACUCGUCCAGGCCGCUCUGGGUCUUCGAGCCCGAGAUUCACUUGGAGAAGGGCCACCGCUUGGUCCCGCGUAUUAAGCCGUGGGAGGCGGCGAACGAGCGCGUCAACGCUUCACGCCGUAUCGUGUCAAACACGGUCAACUCACUGGAAACGAUAGUUGAGAUUUUGCCGACCGGGGCCAAACACGGUGCAGCGCAGUACGGAACCAAGGUUCAGGAUAUCAUUGGCGCGCUCCCCCACUUGGCUUCGGGAGCCGGAGAGUCGACGAUUCAGGUUGACUAUAGCACGGCAGAGCCGCUGAAUGUAGGAUGGGGCCACUCAGCUCAUGUCUGCCUCGGCCGGGACACUACCACUCUCCAGACGGUGGUGGCCCUGUCCAAGUCCAACGCGUCAUUCAUCACGGUCCCCUCCAAGAGCACCAGCAUUGUGCCUAGCAGCUCCCGGCACGGCGACGUCGACCCUCUCAAGUUCUUUGCAUUCCUGCCUCGCUACCUGACGGCGCUCACCAUUGCCACUGUCGCCAACACCAAGAAGUCAGUCUUGGUUCUCGAGCCCGACUUGAUGUUCCAGGAGUGUGUAAAGGAUGUUCUCGUCAACCGCGGCAUCUGGUUCCGCGUCGCCUCGAUGGAUUCGCACCGCUCCCACACGAUCCCGGGAACCGUCUUUAUGCACCCUGCUUCGUGCAAGCGACAGAUCAAGGCCAUCUACCCGCCGACCCCCACUCUGGUCUUCGACCUGCUGUCCGAGUCAAGUGAGCUUGCCAAGAAGCUGCUCGACGUGCUCCCCGCCACCAGCGAGUACGUCGCACGAUCGGCUCUCUUGGGCUCCAAGAACCCAAACUUCCAGCACAAGGACGACGCGGCUCUCACCGAAAACAUUUGGAAUGAGGCCUUUAGCCUUUCGUUGGCCAAGUCUUCGGACUGGAAGCCCGAGUUCGCAAACGUGCUCUCCGUCCCCGAUGUGCUGGAGGCACUGGAGCCAACAAUUCCCUUCCAGAUUGUCGACUGGAAGGCCGAGCGCUCGGUCUCCCACAUUGUCAAGCCGCACGACCCAAACACUCGGCGUCUCAGCCCCAACAAGACGUACCUCUUGGUCGGUCUCACUCGCGACUUUGGCCAGAGCCUCUGUACUCUAUUAGUCGCACAGGGCGCGCAAAACAUUGUCCUGUCGAGCCGCAACCCGCCCAAGGAGCAGCCGCAGUGGCAGACUGAGAUGUUGGCGCAGGGCAUCAAUAUUCGCUUCGAGACCCUGGACGUGACGAAUGCCGCCCAGGUCAUGGGCCUCAAGGCCAAGCUUGCCGCGACCGGGAUGCCACCGGUCGGGGGCGUGGUCAACGGCGCCAUGGUGCUCGAGGACCGCGUCUUCUCGAUGAUGUCGCUCAGCACUCUCCAGCGCGUCAUGGCUCCCAAGACGAUCGGCUCCAAGAACCUUGACGUGGCUUUUGACUCGCCUGACGUCGACUUCUUCAUCAUGACAUCGUCGUUUGCGGGUGUCGGUGGUCACGCGGGCCAGUCCAACUACGCCGCCGCCAACAUGUACAUGAACGGUCUGGUGGCGCUGCGGCACGAGCGCGGCCUCGCAGCAUCGGUCCUCAACAUUGGUGUCAUCUACGGGCUCGGCUUUUUGCACCGCGAGAAGGGCAACCUCUACAUGGGCCUCGAGCGCGAGGGCUACCCGCCAAUCUCGGAGCGCGACAUCCACCACAUGUUCAUCGAGGCCAUGGACGCCAGCCACGCGGCUACGGCGCCAGUCGCGGCCAUCACCACGGGCCUCAGCCGAUUCUCGAUGAAUAAGCCCACUCUGAGCUGGCACCGCGACUCGCGCUUUUCUCACUACACGCUGGCCGAGGGCGAUGGCGCCUCGGUGGGCCGCGACACGUCGGGCUCGGGAUUGCAGAGCCUGCUCGAAAAGGUUGCCGCAGCCUCGACGGUAUUAGACAUAUACAACGUGCUAGUCCCCACCUUUGCGAAGUACCUCGAAGGCCUGUUGCAUAUACCGGCCGACGGUGUUGCACACGACAGCACGAUUUCGGAGCUGGGCGCGGACUCGUUGGUGGCUGUCGAGAUUCGCUCGUGGUUGUGGAAGAAUGUGGCCCGCGAUGUUGCCGUCAUGAAGCUGUUGGGAUCAAUCACCAUCGCUAAGCUGUGCCACGAGAUGGCGGCAGGCAUUUUCGAUGCGCGCAAGAAGAACAACCAGCCAUCGAACAGCGACAGGUCAAGCAAACCUAUGCCGCACUCGCUCGCUAUUGGUCUCGAUGGCGCCGUUCCUUCGAGACCCCUCAGCUCUAGCACGGGAACGGGCUUGUCGCCUCGCACGCCCGCUACUGACGGCCUCAAUGGUUCCGCUACCCCUUCCACGUCAGUCUUUUCAAACGCCGAAUUGGAGGCGCCGGAGCCACUUGACUUGUAG